GCCUGCAGCCCAUGUCAACAUGAGCAACCUGGCCUUGUACCGUGGCAUCUACACUGAGGAGCGCUUCCAGCAGCUUUAUGGGACGCCCCCAGAGCCAGAGGGCAGCCUGGCAGGGACGCUGAAGGGCAAGCUGGCCCAGGGGUGCCGCUGCUCCAGGGCUGCAGCCUUGCACUUGCUCCGAAGCAGGCUUCCCAUUGCAAGCUGGCUGCCCAAGUACCAGCCUCGGAAGUGGCUCCUGGGGGACGUGGUGGCAGGGCUGACCGUGGGCAUUGUGCACAUCCCACAAGGUGAGUUUGUGUGUGAGAGAGCGUGUGUAGGGAACGCUGCUGAACUGAACGUCAGUGGUGAUCCUGGAAGACAUAGCACAGCAGCCAGAGGCUGAAGUGAAGCCUCUUCCUUUUCUGCACAGAAGUUUGUUGCAGAACAUACGGCGGUGGUGGGCAUUCUUCCCUUCCAGAAGUAUCCAAGGAGAUGGGGCGGUGGUAGAGAUGAGUCGCUUUGGGAGGGGGCAAACCUGGGCACCAUCAUCCUUUCUCCUUUCUCUGUCAUCUCCCCUUCCCCAUGAAAGUCUCCAAGGAUUUCUGAUCUUUACUGGUGUGGAUCCUCCUCCUCCUCCUUCUCCUCUCAAGUCCUACCUAAUUUCUUCUCCUCACCUGCAAGAUCUUCAAAGAUCCUUCACCCUGUAGGUUCUGCUUGCUGACUUGAUGCCCCUGCUCUCUAUGCAACUGUUAAGCGUUUCUGUUUCCCAAGCUAUCCCUAAACCUUCCAGGGGAUUUACUCUCAGUGCCCCUUAUGCUUUACUCUCAGUCUCCCUUAUAUCUUUGUCUGCUCCCUUGCACACACACCAGAAGAGUACUGACCUCUUAUCCACUUCCUCAAGCCCUCUCCCCGGUUCACAUACUUUUAAAAAAAUCUGUGACCAGCUUUGCAUCUUCCUUGUUUGAACAACAAGUCUUUUGUUUUCUGGUUUUAGUCUGGGAUUUCUAAGGCUGCGCAGUCCUGUGCACACUUACCUGGGGAGUGAGCCCCAUCCCCUGGAGCUGGCUCUGAAGUAAACACGCAAGGGUGGGGGGCUGGCAGCCUGUCUUGCUUCAGGAGCUGUUUCUCACUAAUCUCUGAGGCUGUGGCUGUGUGGUGGAAUGGCAGGGGGGUGGGAGUCAACUCCUGGAUGUCUUUCCGCCCUGGAGGCCCCAGGUUGGACUCAUGCCCUGCCUGUCCUUGUUAAGGUGGCGCUUCCCUUUCCUCCAGCGGCAGCCCAGGCGUAAGCAGCUGGGGUUAAUGGAGCAUGCAUCAAGGGGUUUCUGGUCAGGGCUGUUCCUCCUCCAGAUUUUGACAGUGGAAAAGAAGGAAGGUACAAAGAGCAUUGGAGGGAAUGAUUUCAAAAAUGUACGUAGAUUUGUUUGACAGCCUAUUUUCUUGCUGAGAGGUGGAAUUUUCAAAAUUCUAUUCCUUCUAAAAAUUAAUUCUGGGGGUGGCUGUGUUUGUGUCAAGACCCUGACAACAAAGCAGUCACGUGACACCUCAAAGACUUGGCAGAUUUAUUGUACAGUAGUGCAAAGCUUUCGUGGAUUGGAGCCCAGCUCACCAGAGGGAUGACAUGCAGACAUGCUUGUCACUCAUGCUGCUGACUAGGAAAGUGAAUCCUAGUGCAUGAACCCUUCAGGACUGAGCACACGCUAUUGAGCAUUCAUCCCGAUUUGUUUGCAAGGGGGUCAGAUGAUGUUGUGCCAUAGCAAGGGUUAUCACACACUUUCCAGUUGUUCCUUAUUGCAAAAAGUCUGUUCCUUUGGGGGAGUGGGCUUGUUGCACAAAAUUUCCUAAUCAGCUGUAAUUGUGCAGCCUGAGUGGCAUUCCCCGAAGAAUUCCUAAUUUCAUAAAUGUGCUAGCGGCAGUGUGAGAUAUGGGAUUGUUUCUGGACUGGAUUUUCGGGUGGGAUACAAUCACAUGCUAGCAAAUUCGGGUUGCACAAGUAUAGUUGAUUGGUGAGAAAAUACACUGGAAACAAAUCAGAAUGGAUGCUGAUUGUCAUCUAAUCUCCUGCAGACAAAUCAGGAUAAAAGCUCAGUAAACAGACCACCUGAAAGCGUGCAUUCCCAUAUCCUUCCUGCAAAGUACUGACAGUCUGGAGGUGCUCUGAGAGGGAGGGUUGGGUUUACAUGUUAGUGAGGCAGACACGCAUCACAUGUGCUCAAAGAGAGUUGGACUCUGGGUUCCAACAAACCCUGAGAGGGCCCCUGACCCUUUCAAGGAUAAAGGUAAAGGUAAAGGGAACCCUGACCAUUAGGUCCAGUCGUGGCCGACUCUGGGGUUGCGGCGCUCAUCUCACUUUACUGGCCAAGGGAGCCGGCGUACAGCUUCCGGGUCAUGUGGCCAGCAUGACUAAGCCGCUUCUGGAGAACCAGAGCAGCGCACGGAAACUCCGUUUACCUUCCCGCCAGAGUGGUACCUAUUUAUCUACUUGCACUUUGACAUGCUUUCGAACUGCUAGGUUGGCAGGAGCAGGGACCAAGCAACAGGAGCUCACCCCGUCGCGGGGAUUCGAACCGCCGACCUUCUGAUCAGCAAGUCCUAGGCUCUGUGGUUUAACCCACAGUGCCACCCGCGUCCCCUUUCAAGGAUACCAUCCCACUAAUUCUGGGGUAGAUCCUACAUUACUUGAAUAGCAUCAUUACCACUUCCAUGUGGCUACUGAGCGGAGGAGCAGGAGCAUAUGGCACGAUCACUUCCCAUUGUCAGUUCUAGUGGUUCUUAGGCACCAGUGACAUUGUCAGUCCUUCAGCAGGAGAAGCGGGGCCUAUCAGUUACAGGCUGUGCUUCCGAAAGUUAGAACUCUUGUCCCAGCCGCUUGUUUACACUUGGGCUCCCAGCCGGUGGGGAUUUUGUAUAGCUCGUUCUGUUUGUUCUUCCUGCAGGAAUGGCCUUUGCUCUGCUCACCUCAGUAGCACCAGUCUAUGGGCUCUACACUUCAUUCUUCCCUGCCCUGCUGUACAUGCUGUUUGGUACGGGGCGCCAUGUGUCCACAGGUAAGUGUGCUGCGUGGCUGAGUCAGGAUGCAGUCGCCAUAGACGGGCACCUGGGGCACUGCUCUUGGGCUCCACGACUUAACGUCCUCCGGGCAGAUCUAUUAUUAUUAUUGUGAUUUAUUUAUAUAAUUUAUGAGCCCUGACCCUAUGAACUAUCUUGAAGUGAUUUCACAAUACAGUAAAUAUAUAUAUAUAUAUCCAUACAUUAAAAAGUUAAAGCAAUUGCAUAUAUAAAAACAAAUUGAAACCUAGUUCAGAUAAGAUUUGAGAUAAAGUUCAGAUAACAUUUGAGAUAAAGCCUUGUUGAAAGAGGAAAGGCAGACACAAAAAAGGCAACCAAGAUUGCAGUUAUAUCUGCACCAGUAUAAUACUACUGAUACUAAUACUAUAAAUAAUGGAUUAUAUACAAUGUUAGUCAUACUCAGAGUAGACUCAUUCAAAUUAAUGGACACAGUUAAAAUAGGCCCAUGCAUUCCAAUGGGUCUGCUCUGAGUAGAACUUUGCUGAAUACAAUUAAAUGUGCUUCAGAUUUAAAGAAGUGGCUAAGCCAAAUAAGGAGAGGAAGAAGGCUAAGGACAGGAUAACUUGAGGAAAUAAUUUCUGCCCUGUCUGAUUUCUCUCUGUGUGUAUGAAAAUGUGCAUGUGUGCACUAUAAUAUAUUACACACAUAACAAACCCAUACAUGCCGGUUUCCAAGAUCCUGUCACACAAUGCAGUGGUUGUGCAGAUGAAGAGAGGGCCAGCCCUGCUUCUUAACAACUGGGGCUGCCAGGGUGGCAUCCCUGAAGGCAACGUUUUACUGUCUCCGCUCCCGUAUAAGUGAAUGGUCACUAUUCAUUUUUGCAAAGGAAAAUAAUGUGCUGCCUUUGGAGAUCUUGUGGUAGUGAGGACAAAACUUCACCCUUGAUUCUUGGACCAGUCCUCUCUCACAUCAAUCCUGUAGAGUAGCUUUCAUCAACUUGCCCUCCAGAUAUACAAUUCCUUUUCAUCACACAUGCACACACUUCCAGGCCACCUGUUAUGACAGUGGCUGCAUUGCUUGUUCAUAAUAGUGGUAGUACAUUUAAAUUGGGCAAUUUAUAAAUAUGAAUUUAUAAAUAAUGAAUUUCAAAUGUUCCAGAUAUACACCCAUAUUUUUCCGUCUAUAAGACAUCCCUAUGUAUAAGAUGUGCCUUAUUUUUGGGGACUUGGAUUUAAGAAAAUGGGGGGGGGGAAUCUAUCUGUAUACAAGACGCCCCCCAAUUUUGGACACUGUUUUUUAGGAAAAAAACCUAGUCUUAUACAUGGGAAAAAAUGGUAUAUUCUGCAGCAUUUGAAAUGUAAGAAUGCCCCUCAAGCCGUGUUUGCUCUUAAAGCUCACAUACUGGUGCAUUGGACUGAAAAUUGAGUUUGACUCUACUAGCAUGCCACGUGGGCGGGGGGGGGGGGGGAGAUCCUUCCACUGCCAUAAAGCUUACUGUGUGGUCUUUGUCAUUGUUUGUCAACCUAUUCUGUUCCACCCAUCCAAGACCUGUAGGCUGCAAAUGGAGAUUUUUCAGCUUUCUGAAUGUAGAGAGAAAUCCAGUGUAUUGUUCAGGUUGAAAGUAGGAAUGGGUGGCACUGCUGCUGCCAGGAUCAUGAAUGAAUGCCACAAUGCCAUGUAACUGAGGUCGCUAUUUUUGGGUGGGAUUCAGUUACAUACUGGCAGUUAUAACUGAUUUGGAAGUAUUUGUGCAACAAACCUGCUUCCACAAAAGAGCAGGCGAUGGGAAAUGCACUGCGAUAACACUUGCUUUGAUGCAAUGGCAUCUAACUGCCCUGUGAACAAAUCAGAAUGAAUGCUCACUAAGUAGCCAAUGUUGUCCAGCCUCCCUGCAAACAAAUCAGAAUGAAUGCUGAAUAAACAGGACACCUGGAAGCACCCCCAGGUUACUGUUGAGGGGAAAAUAGGAAUGGGUGGUAAUGAGUGCCAUGGUGUCAUUCUCGCCCAGGAUGGGACAUGCAGAGAUUUCAUUCGUUCCUCUCUUCCUGCUCUCCAAAGGCACCUUUGCUGUGGUCAGUCUGAUGACGGGCUCCGUGGUGGAGCGUUUGGUUCCUGAGCCCCUGCAGUCCAAUGGCACCAUCCCUGCAGAAGCAGCUUUGCUGGAGGCGCAGCGCAUUGGUGUGGCGGCCGCUAUGGCCUUCCUUGUAGGGCUGCUCAUGGUGAGUCAAAGGGAGAUGCUGGGGCAAAAGGGCUCCUUUGGGAAGGCUGAGCACAUCACAAAGGGGCCAGAGCCUUGGAACAGUGCUAUGGCUGUCGUCCUGGGAGGAUUCUUGGGCUGCCCAUGGCUAAUAAGAAGGGCUGAUAAACUAGGGUUUUAUGAACAUGGAGGCUUCAGUCUUAGCUAUAGAAUCAUAGAAUUGUAGAGGUGGAAGCGACCUCGAGGGUCAUCCAGUCCAAACCUCUUCAAUACAGGAACCCUUUGCCCAAUGUGGGGCUCAAACCCACGAUCCUGAGAUUAAGAGUCUCAUGCUCUCCUGACUGAGCUAUCCCAGCUCUCUUGGCUAACAGCUCUUCUUAUAUCUCUCCUCCAGCAAGCUCACUUGAUCCCCGCCCCACUGAAACCCUUUAAAAUCCUUUUUAAAAAUCCAGUAUUUGUCUAAUCCCUUUGAAGAGCCAUCUGUUCUAAAGUCCAUCACCACCUCUUGUGGCAAUGAAUUCCCUGCUAAUUGUUUAUUGUGCUGAGAACAAUUUUCUUUUGUCUGUGUUGUGCUCCUGAUGGCACCGUGUUAUAUGGCCUCUGGAAAGCUUACUUGGCAGCUCCUCUGGCUUUUGAGAUUUUGGUAGGCCUAGCCCACACAUUUUCUGGCAUACUUCCACAAUGAUAAGGACUAGAAACUUGCUUUCUUAAAAGAAUGAAAGCUGAGGGCGCUCGCUUUUGCACCCAGCACCACAAUCUGUGUUUUUUCUGCCUGUCUCAGCAGACACACAAUUCACGCAGCUACUGCUGCCACCUUCCCCUCUUCCCCAGACAGGGAUGUUUACGCUUCACCUGGGCUUCCUUUCCACCUACCUCUCGGAGCCUGUCGUCAAGGCCUUUACCUGUGGUGCUGCUUUGCACGUGGUCGUGUCUCAGCUCCAGAGCCUCCUAGGCUUGCCAUUACCACGUCCCGCUGGCUGCUUCGCCAUCUUCAAGGUAUGUGGAUCCACAUUCAGGGGGUGGGGGGGUGGGGGUGCAGACAUCUCUGCUUAUGAAGCCACCAGAAAUGUAAAUGCAGGAAUUCUCAUUCCUAGACACCUGCUCCUGGAUGCAAUCCAUAAGAUAUUUUGUUCCCCUGAGCUAAUAUGAGUGUCCUUGUUUUCUUCACUCUCUCUCACUCCAUGGUGCUUUCAGCAGUUUGAGUGGGGCAAAGGGGGCGCUGCCUCACCAACCUCAGCCUGGCUUCAGCCAGCCCCUCACUUACCUGCCUUCCUGCAACCAUUCUAGAGUGUGUCACUGGCUGCCAGUUUAGUUCCAGUGCUGCCCUUGCAGAGGGAGGAGAAGACUGGGGACAAAGCUAGAAUUAGUUGACUUAUGGUUGGCCACUGUGAGGACAGAAUGCUGGACUAGAGGGACAAUUGGUCUCAUGAGGCAAGGUGAGGUGACCAGGCAGCAGAAUCCACGGGGCUAGCAGAUCCCAAGAUAGAUCUUUAUUCCCCCCUUUUUCUGAUGUAGAUCUUCCCUCACCUCUUCUUCCCUGGUGGGGAGACAGGCAUUGUUUUGUGGUUCACCUCAGGGGCCAAAAUACCUUGGGCCAGCCCUGAUUUUGACCUACAUUCUUGUGGCUUUGUCACUGUCUCUGGCUCCACCUGCUGUUUUCCUGCCACUGGCCCUGCCAAUUCCACCAGUGGUUUGCUGAAACAGGCUGCCGAUGAGUUUUGAAAGCUGCUAGAAGGUUCCAAUAAGCCUAGCUGCUUCCUCCUCCCAGGCUGCUAAAAGCAUUCCAGUCCACCCCUCGGACGGAAGACCUGGCUGCCCUUUGUGAAUGCCACACCAGAUGUCCGUGUUUCUGCAUUUCCCCCUAGACACUGGCAUCUGUUGCGGAAGCCUUGCCCUUAAGCAACACAGCGGAACUGCUCAUCUCAGGCUUCUGCUUGGCUGUGUUGGUGCCCAUCAAAGAGAUCAACAACCGCUACAGGAGUCGGCUGUGGGUCCCCAUCCCGGGAGAGAUCAUCAUGGUACGUCAAGGCUGUCUUCUGUCCUACAGACAGCUGGUGACUCCCUGCAAAGGAAAGUCGCAUUUUAACACUUACAAAGAAUGUAAAUCCAGCUAAUUUGCUCAUACUUCCUUUGUGUAUUUCUUCUUCCAAGUCUGAGGUCAUCAAAAGAUUUGGAUGGGUGGGUAGAGCAGGGAUUGAAGAGUGGUGAAGAAUAAAGUGUCGGCAAGGAAAGGCAUGGAUGCUGGAGAUAGGGGGGGGGGAGAUAUAAUUGGGGGGGGCAGGAGCUGAGCAGGGCACUGUGGAUGAAGGAGUAAAUUAGAUCUGUCAUUAAAUGCAUAUUUUAAUUCAACAUGCACAUUUUUUAAAAGAAAAUACAAAUAGUAGUCAAUGGAAGAGGUGACCGAUAAUUAUUCAGAUUGUAGCCAGCGAGUUCAAAUCUUUCAUUCUAUUCUGUGGUGCUGAAGAAAAUACUUCUUCAUAGUGAUUACAGUGGUGCCUCGCAAGACGAAAUUAAUCCGUUCCGCGAGAGUCUUCGUCUAGCGGUUUUUUCGUCUUGCGAAGCAACCCUAUUAGCGGCUUAACGGAUUAGCGCUAUUAGCGGUUUAGCGGCUAUUAAAGGCUUAAAGGCUUAGCGGAUUAGCUGCUAAAGGCUAUUAAAGGCUAUUAAAGGCUUAGCAGAUUAGAUAAAGGGGGGGGAAGCGAAAAAAACUCUCUAGACUCAUAAGACAUUUUCGUCUUGCGAGGCAAGCCCAUAGGGAAAUUCGUCCUGCGAAGCAACUCAAAAACGGAAAACCCUUUCGUCUAGCGGGUUUUCCGUCUUGCGAGGCAUUCGUCUUGCGGGGCACCACUGUAUAUGCUUUGGGAGAAAAUUUCCAUCAGGACCACAGCAGAAGAGGAUAGGCUUAAACAGGCCUUCCCCACCUGCUGCAAUCCAUGGUAAUUAUCCCCACCCCAGCUGUAGAUAUUUGAAUUUAAGCAAACAAAACAAAAUAUGUAGGAAGAUGCUCUUUAGCAUCCUGUUUAGUUUUGCCCUAGUUCUGUGGCCCUUUGAAUGACUGUUCAGAAUCAUUUUUAUACUUUUGGUGGUCAUUGCCAGUGUAUUCAAAAGCUUUUUUUCACAGCCAUGAGGGCUAAAAACUUGGUUUUUAAUUGACAGAGGAGGUUUUCACAAUGCAUCAUUCUGUCAGACAGUAGUUGUCUUGCAAUAAAUAAGGAACCACACAGAGUCAAAAUGCAGAGUCAAAGAUUCACAGUAAAGGCAGAAAAACUUUACUGAGGCAAACAAACAAACUUUAUUAAAGCACUGUGCAAGCGAAAGUGAGCAAAGUAAGUCAAAGUUACAUAGUCAAAACAAUAUUUGCAUAAGAAGUGAACCUGCUAGAAUUUUCCAGCACUUUCCUGCUUCUGCUCUCAAAGACCUUAGUCACUAUGACACAUUCUGAUAUUAAAUACGGUACCAUGUUACUUGCUUGUGCAACACAUUGAGUUACAAAAUAUGCAAAACCUGGGCCAAUGUAGUUCAGUCAGAUAGCUAAAAAGGGAUUUCAGCAUACAUGUUCCAAACUGGCCUGACCUUCUGUUUUCUUACCUGUACCAGGAUAAUAAUCCCAUGACUAGUCCUAACCCCGCUUGGUAUAGAAAAUCCCCCCUUGCUAAUUCACUCAGACCUUAAUUCUUGCAAUAUUUGGAGACUUUUGACAAACGCGAGAUGUCCCUUCACAGUGAAGUAUAUCUGAAAUACAUGAGGAUACACUUUGUGGGGAUUUAAUAUUUGGAGCACCUAGCGGGACAGCGGCUAUAGCAGAAGUUCUUAAAGGCAAAUGAGGAGGUUGUUUUUAAAAGCCACACAGCUUACAGGCCUUUGGACUGACGCUGGGUCUGUCUGUCAUUUUUUGGCAGGUACUGCUGGCUACUGGGAUCUGUUUUGCUUCCUCCCUAAACACUCACUAUAAGGUGCAAGUUGUUGGACACCUCCCAGCAGGGUAAGACCCCCUUUCUCUCUCUCUCUCUGUCCUCCCCAUUCUCUAUGCCGGCUGAGGGUCAAGUCACCGCUGCCCUGUUGGCAUGGCAGCAGAAGUGCGGCUUCCAAACUCGGCCUGACCCUGGUUGUUGGGGAAGGGCAGGGCAUGGUCUCUGUCCCCGGGGCACACGGUGACUCCCAUUCCCCCAUUCUUUCAUGCAGGUUCCCACAGCCCCAGCUCCCAGCCCUGCAUCUGCUGCCCCAACUGCUGGGUGACACGGUGGCCCUCACUUUUGUGGCCUACGCCAUCUCGGUGUCAUUGGCCAUGAUCUACGCUGAGAAGCACCACUAUGCCAUUGACCCCAACCAGGUGUGUGUCCAGCCUGGAGAGCUCAGGGUCCCCUCAGGGUGGGGAGGCAGAACCUGGACACCUUCAGUCAUGGAUACUGUUCCCUUUGCUUGCCAAGCCGCCAGACUCCCUAGCGCCUCCUGUUGCGUAGAAACAGAGUGCUGGGUUAGAUGGGCCUUUGGGUCUGAUCCGGAAGGGCCUUCUUAUGUUCCUGUGACCCUCCAGCUUAAAAAUUUUCUUUGUUUGUAGUGGAGACUCAGCUUGAGAGUUCUUCAUUUCUUGCUGGAGGCCGGGGAUAAUGAACCCCUGGUCUUCCAGAUGAACUACAGCACCUAUCAUCCCUGACCAUUGACUGUGCUGAUAGGAGUAGGAGUCCCAACAACAUUUGGGGAGCCACUGGUUCCCCAUCCCUGCUCUGGAUACACCCGCCCACCGCUUGCUUCAAGUUCAGCCGGCUAAGACCCUGCUCUCACUUUGCCUUCCUCUGCCCCCCUACAGGAACUGCUGGCUCAUGGCCUCUCAAACCUGGUCUCCUCCCUGUUCACCUGUUUCCCCAGUUCAGCCACGCUGGCUACAACCAACAUCUUGGAAAGUGCUGGUGGACGCACACAGGUAUAAGGCUGAUGUUUUGGGAGCGCUUUGGAGAGAGGUGGAGAACCUACGCUCCUCUGGAUGGACUCCAGCUCCCAUCAUCUCUGACCAUUGGCCAUGCUGGUUAGGGCAGAUGGAAGUUCACCAGCAUCUAGAGAGUCACAGGAUCCCCAUCCUUGGGCUACAAACGGACUUUCUUACCACCAUCCCACUACAUUUACAUUUGUUGCUUGGAAAUGGCAGGGGGCAAAGGGCUGGCUUCUCUGGAAAGAAAAGUGGAAGGCAAGACUGUUUCCAGCAACAGUGGGAAGGAGAGGAUUAGCCCAGUUGCUGGUUCCAAAGCAUUGUCAGCCACAGUGGUCCAUUGGGAUGAAAGCACCCUUUUUCCCUGAUAGGGCUCCUUUGCCUUUUUUAACUACACAGCAAGCAGAUAUGGAUUUGCCUGCUGCUAAAUGAGACUUUUCCAGACUAAAUAAUAGUAACAUAUGCUCCAACAUUUCUCCGAUGAAAAUAGGGGCGUCCUAUUCAAUGAGGAGGAGGAGGAAGAUAACUAUUAUUUAUACCCCACCAAUCUGACUGGGCAACUUCCAACAUAUAUAAAAACAUAAUAAAAUAUUAAACAUUUUUUUUAAAAAAAACUUCCUUAUAUAGAGCUACCUUCAGAUGUCUACUAAAAGUUUUAUAGUUUCUUAUCUCCUGGGCUUGGGGAUUGCAUAACUCCAUACCCUCCAACAUUUCUCCGAUGAAAACAGGGACAUCCUAAGGAAAAGCAGAACAUUCUGGGAUCAAAUCAGAAACCAGGACGACUUCUGCAAAUCCAGGACUGUCCCUGGAAAAUGGGGACACUUGGAGGGUCUGUAAUCAUUAACAAAUGUAUUUUGUGAGCUGGAGAUUUAAACUAGGAUAAAGUGUGCAUAAAAAUGCACACAUUAGUGAAAAUGGUGUAUGAAAUGCAAUAUAUAAGGGGAAAUUGUGUUGCAAAAUUGUGUGUAUUAGGCAAAAUUGCAUACAAAAUCAUGUAUAUCAGAAGAAAUCGCAUGAAAAUUUUGGUGAAUUUUCAUGAAGACUUUUUUUUUUAAUUGCAAACAGAUGUGGAAAUGUAGAGAACUGAACUUAAAUGGGGAAUUCCUAUUCAUUAUGCUCAUGUAUCCAAGGCUCACCUGGGUAGCUGGAGGUCCACUCUUUAGAGUGCUCAUCAUUAUGGGGAAUACAGGUGUUUAUUUGGUACCACUGGUGUUUUCUACUUUACUGGCGUUGUGCUAUACUAAGGCAGAACAAUGUCCCUUGGUUGCCAGGGGACUUUAAUGUCCCUUCCGUUAUCUUGGCUGCAACUAACCAGCCUUCCUUGCCCACAGCUCUCUGGCCUCUUCACCAGUGCUGUUGUCCUGGUGGUCUUGCUAUGGAUUGGACCUCUCUUCUACUACUUACCCAAGGUGAGCUAGUUGAUACUACCGUAUUUUUCGCACCAUAGGGCGCACCGGACCAUAGGGCGCACCCAGUUUUUAGGGGGGAAAUCAAGGAAAAAAAUAUUUCCCCCCCCCCAGCCCCAAAGAGCAGCGUACAGGCUGCAUACAACCUCUCCCUGCCAGAGGGGUUGCGCGCAGUUAUGGAACAAGCCAAGGCAGCGAGCGGGAUGGAUCUCGCUUGCUGCUUUGGCUUCCCCUUUAGCCCCGUGCAGCCUCUACCUCCUGGGAGAGGCUGCGUGGGGCUAAAGAAUCCAUAGCCCCGUGCAGCCUCUCCUUGCCGAAGGGGUUGCGCGCAGCUAUGGAAGAAGGCAAGGCAGCGAGCGGGAUGGAUCCCGCUCGCUGUUUUGGCUUCCCCUUUAGCCUCGUGCAGCCUCUCCUUGCCGGGAGACGCUGCGCAGGGCUAAAGAAGCCAUAGCCCCGUGCAGCCUCUCCCUGCCCUGCUAUGGCACAAGCCUGCAUUCGCUCCAUAGGACGCACACACAUUUCCCUUCAAUUUUUUGAGGGGAAAAACUGCGUCCAAUAGAGCGAAAAAUACGGUAUGUGUUGGGGGAAGGAUAGGGGUUUAUUCAAAGGGUAGCUCGUUAUGCUCAGCCAACCCUGAUACAAAAUUAAGUCAUGUGCUCUAGGCAUCAUUGAUAUAUCUUGGUACCAUAUUUUACACAAAUUCUGGGUCCCCUGGGCAUCUUCAUUUACUUGCUGUUAGCACAAAGGCUUGACUCACAUGCCAUAUAUUAUAAGCACAUCUCCCGUCAAAGAAUCCGGGGAACUGUAUUUAAAGGGUGCUGGGAAUUGUAGUUCUGUGAGAGGUAAAUUACAUUUCCCAGCUGUUUGGCGUUCAGAGGAGACAUGCUUUAAACGUACGGUGUGUGCAGUCAUACACUCUUGCUACACAUUUUGUUUCCAUGCCAGCUGUUCAGCCUGGAAUUUACCUCCUUAGUUUUUAUAGAGAAUCUGGUGGCUAUAAGUCCUUGUUGCCAACCCAUUUCUUCCCACUGAUCUCUGCAAAAUGGUAAUGUACACUUGCAGCACCAGCCUGCCCAAUGUGGACUAAGAGCAUGCUAUGGAAGCUGUUCAACGCUAUUUGGCCUGUACAGUGGACAUUUGGCUUGCAAACGUGAUCUGUGCAGGAUGUACGUUUGAAAUCUGCAGCAUUUGCAACCCGCAGCGGCACGUCUGCACACGCGGGGGUUGCGAUUCAGCGCUUCUGCGCAUGUGCAAAGCAUGAUUUAGCGCUUCUGUGCAUGCACGACUGCUGAAACCCGGAAGUAACCCGUUCUGGUACUUCCGGGUUUCAGUGUCUCUGUAACCUGAAAAAAUGCAACCUGAAGCGUCUGAAACCCGAGGUAUGACUGUAAUGAGAAACUUCUUCCCUGCAGCUUCUGCCUCCUGUUCAGUGUGACUGCUCCUUAAUUGUUUUAUCAGUUCUUGUUGAGCUAAAACUAUUUCACAAUAAAAACAUAAGAAAGGAAACAUAAGAUAGGAAACUGGUAAUUAAAGCUCUCCCCCCCCCCCAGCAAAGGGAACAGGAAUUAGGACUUUAUUUUUUAAACAGUCAAAUGUUAUGUAAAUGUCAUUAAUUAAAUUAUUAUAUAAACCGUAUUUUUUGCCCCAAAUGGCACACCGGCCCAUAGGGCGCACCUAGUUUAUUUGGGGGGGAAAUAAAUAAAAAAAAAUUAUUUCCCCCCCAGGCGUGGGGCUGGGGCAGGGGAAGCCCGAGCUUCCCCCGACCCCACCCCCCACAACAGGCUGCUAUCCGCAAGCCGUGGGAAGCCCGAAGCCUGGGGAGCGCUGAGCUCAGCGCCCCCCAGGCUUCUGGGUGCAGGCAGCUGUCCGCAAGAGGUGGGAGAGCUGCGCGACUUUGCGCAGCUCUCCCACGGCUUGCGGAUAGCUUCCUGAAGCCUGCAUUCGCCCCAUAGGAUGCACACACAUUUCCCCUUCAUUUUUGGAGGGGGAAAAGUGCGUCCUAUAGGGCGAAAAAUACGGUACUGAAGGACCAGUUAAGGAGGUCAGCAGUGCUGCAUCCCUGCUGAACAGCAAGCAGGCCCAGGGUAGGAGGAGAAAGCUUCUAAUGAAAGUUGUAACGGGGCUUUACUGAACUGAAUUUUAAUUCUGUUUUGAACUGAUCACAGAAAAACAGUGCCUCAGUGGUGUUCAAGAGCCGUGGUAUGGAAGUGGGACAGUGUGUUAAAGAGGCCCCUCAUUUCACACUUCUUUUCUCUCUCAUGUCUAGGCUGUCCUGGCCUGCAUCAAUGUCACCAGCCUUCGGCAGAUGUUUCUGCAGUUCCAGGACCUGCCCGAGCUGUGGAGGAUCAGCCCCAUUGACUUCGUAAGCCAUGACAGCAUCUGAGAAUGGACCAGUUUCUAAUCUAGCAGUUGGAAAUUAAGAACUGAAUAUGUUCCUCCCCUAUCAAAAAUGUUUACAUUGCUACCAGGCUUUUGCAAUUGGAGUGGCUAGGUCCACAGUUGUCAGUAAUGGCCUAUAGUAGGGAUGAAGAAUCUUUCUUUCUCCUCCACCCAUAUUUUGUUGAACUACAACUCCCAUCAUCCCUGACCAUUGGUCAUACAGACUGGGGCUGAUGGGAGUUGAAGUCCAGCAACAUCUGGAGGGCCACAGGUUAGUCACCCCUGUCAUAUUGGCAGAGCCUGUGGCCCCCAUCAUGCCAAACAGCCAUGGCACUUGGGAGCAUAAUCUGAAGGCCAUACGAGCCUGUCUGUUACCUCUCACAGUGAACUGGUGUGAAACUGCCUUGUGAAAGGGUCCAGUCCUUAGCCAUUGUAGCUCCAGUUUUCUGAGAGGUCCUCCUGGCCUACUGUAAUAGUUCCUUGCAUUAGGCCAGUUUCCACCCAGACUUCACCAAGCCUGCCAGAAGAGUGUGCUUAUGUGAAUCAGACCUGAGUCAGCAGAGGGCAAGAGGGGAGGCUGAGCCAGUGAAGGACUGAACAGCAGGAGUUCCACGCUAAGUGACAAAGCUGGUAGUCAAAGCUGAGCAGUGCUGGUUGCGCCUCAGAUCUGUAACCUCAGGUGCUCAGCUGCUCUCCUCUCAGGAUUCCUUGUGAUUCUAUCCCACCCUUUCUCAUCCAUUGCAGACGUUGUGGGUGGUCACGUGGCUUUCUGUGGUUGUGCUCAACGUGGACCUUGGCUUGGCGGUGGGAGUUGUAUUCUCCAUGAUGACUGUUGUUUGCCGCACACAGAGGUAUUUGCUUGCCUGUCCUCUUCCUCUACUUUCUCCUCUUGUCGACUGUUAGAUCACGCCCAGCUGCUAGGAUUAGGUACCCCUAGUUGGGAUUGUGGGGGGAGCCUGCAAGGCUAUAAGAUUAGGGGGAGGAGCUUCUUUCUGUUGAGGGCUGCAUUGCUAGUGGUGGGCAGAUUUCAUACCAUUCCUGCCCCCUCACUUGCUACCCCAUCUCUCCCUCUCCACAUCUCUCUGCUGGGGGCCACAUGGGGAAGGGCUAUGGCUCAGUGAUAGGGCAUCUUCUUUGCAUGCAAAAGGUCCCAGAUCCAGUCCUCAGCAUCUUCAGGUAGGACAGGGAAAUACUUCCUAUCUGACACCCUGGAGAGCUUCUGCAAGCCAUUGUAGGCCAGGAUGAGGAGCCUUCGAUCCGCCAGAUGUUGCUGAACUACAACUCCCAUCAUCCCUUGCCAUCUGCAGCUGAUAGGAACUGCAGUUCGUCCACAUCUGAAGUGCCUGAGAUUCCUCGCCCAUAGUGUAGACCCUUCUGAGCUAGUGUUGUCCCUCCCAGAAACUGGAGCAGUACUAGCGCGGAGGGGGAACUGCAAUGUGGGCUUCUGCCACGUGGCCUGAGGCUCCUCACAUUAUCCUGGUGGUGCACGACUGAGCCGUGUCACAGCAGCUCCCAUGCAGCAAAGGUCCCACGAGAAGGAGCCUGCGCUGGGGGCUGAGAGGGAGCCUAUGGUUCCCUACAACCUUCCGCCUCCAACCAUGUUUGCUGUAUGUUGGGGGAGCUGUGUCCAGAUAAUUGCCCAUUUGCCCUUCAUGUCGCUUUGUCAUUCUUACAGGGCUGAGUGCUCAGUUCUGGGCAGGGCAGGGGACACAGAGAUCUACAAGCCUGUCAAGUACAACAGCAAGGUAAGAGUCGUGAGGAUCAAGAGGGAGCAAACAAACAUAGGAACACACGCCACGUGCAUGUCUGAAGCUGCAGCCCCAAAGCACCCACUGCAGGGAGCAUGAAUCUCAGGGUUGAGAUUGGUGGGGCGACUCCAGUGCCCAAGGGGGCCCAGUCCACACUAGUUGAACACACACAUGCUAAUCUCUUGAUAGGCUAUUUAUAGCGCAGGUGGGGCACCUGUGUCUCUCCAGAGGCAGCAGAACUACAACUCCUCUCAACCCUGAGCAUAGGCCAUGCUGGCUUGGGGUGAAGGGAGCUGAAGUCCAGCAAUAUCAGAAGGCUUCCCACCCAGGCUUUUGAAGGAUCAGAACCUGCAGGUGGGUGUGAGGUGAGGACUCAUCCCACUGCUUCCCCCCUGGAAAACCCGAUUACUGUUAAAUCAAAACAAACGUCACUCAUUUAUUCCGCGGACUGAAUUCAGCAGUAAACAGCAGAUUUUCCCGGGGAAAGUGAUGGGACAAAUGAAAGCUCCGGACAAGAGGGAAACCUCUUGGACCCAUGGUUUCUAGGCACAGGACAAGCAGAAGUGCGUGCGAGUUCUGAGUUUUCAGUGUUGUAGAAUGGAAAUUAGCCACACUGCAGAAGAUGGCAAUUAUCCCAGGAGGAUGCGGAAGGUAGCAAAUGUAGCAGAUGUUCCUAGGAGAGGGAGCAAGCCUCACUGUACUCAAGGGGGCCUGCCUUUGAGGUGAGAUGUGUAGGAAUGUGGUGGCAACUUAGGCUGUCAUUCAAACCCCACUACCUGUGCAUAAGCCCCAUUGAAUUCAGUAUUUUUUGCACCAUAACACUCACUUUUUUCCUCCUAAAAAGUAAGGGGAAAUGUCUGUGCGUGUUAUGGAGGGAAUGCCUAUGGGUGGCAUGCCUACGGAUUUUCCUCCUCUAAAAACUACGUGCGUGUUAUGGUCGGGUGCGUGUUAUAGAGCGAAAAAUACGGUACUUCUAAGUAGGCGGGGUUAGGUCUGCGGUUUAAUAAGGAUCAGAAAUAUUUAUUACAACCAUUUGUGCCCCACUUUUCACCCUUUUCAGGGAACAAAUCCUUCCUAGGAUUAAACAAUAUUAAAAUGCAUGUUUAAAACACACUAUGAACAUUAUCAACAUAUAAAAAGCCACCAGGAUCCUUCCCACAACUAGUCUCCAAAUGAAUGGCCCUGUGGCAAGGUAGUCCUGCAGUAGCAGCCCCUGGUGUCUUCUUUGCCAGGUUCCCUCUUUCUACUGGGAUCCUUCCCAGAGUUUGUGGUUGAUCACUCUGGUAGGGGGUGGGGGUCACUGGAGCAGGCAAAGAGACACCAAAAUUCAGCGCACACACACCCCUGCCUCUUGCCUUCCAUUCUACAUCAUUCCUAGUGAGAGGGACAUGGCUUGGGCAGAGACCAUGGAGGCUCCAUGCCCUAAUUUCACCUCUGCUGUUGCUUGUCUGAAUGGAGGUGUGCCUAUCCAUGUGGGUGUAUAAAUCUCUGUUUGCCUUACAUUGCCUUUGUCCACAAAGGAAGGCAGCCCUUGGGCUGAAAGAGGUUCAUCACCUCUGCUUCAGCCAAAAAUUUGAAAGAUGAUGGGGUUCGUAUAUUCAUUUUAGGAUGGGGUUAAUUUUAUUAACUUGGCCACCCUAGCCAGGCACAAUGAUGCAUCUGUACCCCAUUUAUCCACCCAUCCCUGCUUCUUAGUGCUUUGAGAUCCCAGGUGUGAAGAUUAUAAGCUACCAGGCUCCCAUCUACUAUGGGAACCGCAGCUUCUUCCGCGACACUCUGAGCCAACUUGUGGGACUAAACCAAGAAGGGGAGAAGCACGAGGACCAAGCUCCAGGCAUCGAGCUCAAGAUGGACAUCAGCACUGUGGUAAUGUGGCAACCCAGGGUGGGAGGGGGGCAGAAAAGAUGGAGGGAAGUAGAGUGGAAAAUUGGGAGUGGAAUUCAGAAUUAGCCAAGAAUUAGUGCCUAAGCUUGCUUGCAUUUUUCCUCUUCCUUUUGUGUGGAGACUGGUCAACUGUGAGCCUGAAGGCAGGGACAUCUUCUCACUGAUAUUCAUAAGCCACUCUGGGAACGCUUUCUCAGCUGAAGAGCAGGAUAAAAAUAUUAGUCAUAAAUAACAGAAUCAAGUUAACACAAUUCUUGCUAGUCAGAGUGGGAGCCAAUGGAGUUGGCCUCCAUCCGUCUUGGGAGAUAAUGGAGGAGUGUGCCUUUGGGGGAGAACUCAGACUGCUGUAAGGCUGAAGCACCUGCUGUGGCUGUAGAGACUGAUACAGGAUAAACAUGUUUUGUUGCAGCUGGGGCAGAUGAAGGCGUCCAUUGAUGCACCAUGGUGUUUCUUCUCUCUGCGCUUCUCUCAGCGGUCAUUCCUCCCCUGGCCACUGCUAUAUCUCCAUGACCUGUCUCCAGGCACUGUGGUCAUCUGCAAGGGACUCCCACAGGAUGGGGCUGAUGUUACCAGCCUUCAUGCCACGUUUGCAGACAUCUUUGUAACCCAGAGUUGGCCGCCAACAGGCCUAGUGCCUGAAGCCAGCUCCCUGUAGAGCACAUCCUUGGAAGAUAAUUCUGUACUAGAUACAGACCAUUUGAUUCAGUAGAAGCAAAGAACUAAGCAAGUCCUAUUGAGCCACGGACCAAACUAGGUUUUGCUCUAAAGCAGAGGUUUUAAAAUAAAUAUAAAUUAAAUGAACAAACCCAAGGCUGGAGAUGUUUUCACUUUGUCUGGAGUUUAAAUUCUUCUCACCUAAGUGGAGAUUAACUGUUGUUUUUCUUCCUAGGAGAGCAAUGUCUCUGUCCUGGACAAAAAGCCUGGCUCAGGUAAGCAAAGGGCAAUUGCCUUCCAGUUCCUGGUAAAUCUUGCUUAGUCAACAUGCAUUUUGAACUCUGCAAAGUGGAAAGCUGCUUAACUGCCCCUUUCCUGUAUUCUGCUGAGGAUACUGAAUGAGUGUGUGUGUGUAAGGGACUUGCCAGGAGUGUUUUUUCCUAUGGAAGGACAAGAGUUCUAUUCACUUCUGGUACUCAGAAUAAGUUCCUGGGUUCAGAAUUCAUUAGUGCUCUCUCUCUGUGUGUCUUGCACCUGGCUCUGGAUAGUGGAUCUUGGCAUUCUUGUAAAAAUCAAAUUACUUCUUGUAAGCCUUCAAUCUUCCCACCUUUGAGCAAAAUGCUGGGUGUUGUGUUUAGCUACACUAGACUGGUGUGACAGGAGUUGAUAGGCAGGUUCUCUUCUGUGAACAUAGAAAGAUGCUUUACACUGAGUAAAGCAUCAUACUGGCCCAUCAAUACUGGCCCAUCUGACUCAGUAUUGUCAACACUGACUGUCGGCUGCUCUCCAAGGUAUCAGAUAGUCGUUUCUUUUCAGCCCGAUCUGGAGAUGCCAGAGGACUGGACAUGUUGGGCUGGGUUGAAGAAAACAGUUGUGAUCAUGCAGCUGCAACAGUUUCCCAUAUGGAAAAUGAGAUUUAUGUCUCCCCUGUGAAAACUGGUUGGAGAUGGGAUUGCUUCUGAGCAUGUGCAGAGCGGCACAUGGCAAAUUGUCAUUGAUGCUGCUGGGCUCUGCCUGUUGGAUUCAUUGCAGAUUGUGGUCUGUCUACUUUGUUCUUCCAGGCGUGUCAGUACAGGCUGUCAUUCUUGACUGCAGUGGAGUGUCCUUUGUGGACGCAGCUGGAGCCCAUCUACUUAUUCAGGUACAAAAGGACACAUAUGUAUGCGUACAAGUAAUGAGGUGGCGCACUUGCCAUCAGAAAGUCUGGGUGCUGAGACAAUCUGGAAGCCAAGCUCCCAGUCUAGAUUGCCUGCCUUGUUUUAUUUAUUUCACCUGUAUUCUGCUCUUCCUCCAAAGAGCUCAGGGCUUAACCUGACUGAAUGUUAAAUGCACUUUUUGCAUUUAAUGUGCAGGGUGUUUGUUUUAAAUGCAAACAGCAUCCACCCAGGUAGUGGAGCUGUUAUAAUGUGGGCUAAAGAGGGAGCAACAUAACCUUUCUGGCAAUCCCUCCUAGUUGCAUUAGGAGGAAAUUAUUCCAUUAGUGCCAAGUCCAGUUUGACUCUUAGAGUAAGUUUCAUCUGGCUGCCAUGUGACUUCCCACUUAGGAAAUCUUUAGAAAAUUCAGUAAAUGGAAUGCUGCCGCCUGAGCAUAGGCGUAGUCAGGAUUUAUGUUGGGGGGGAUAGAACGAAGAUAUCUGUAAUGCAAUUGGUCAGUUAGUUAAGUAUUUAUUUAUUUACUUGAUCAGCUGCACCCCCUGCACCCACUAAGCUACGUCCAUGUGCCUCAAGCAAAGGGCAAGGUGGUACCCCACCUCUGUCCUCAUUCCUUGUACAGGAGUCAACCAGGCUGAUAGUUCAAACUUACUGCAACAUUGAUGAUGGAAUAAUAUCCUCUACUCUGUCAAAGGGUAACAGGCUAGCUUAGGCAGCACAAGGUGGGCAAAAAGGCACAUACAGCUCUGUCAACCAACAUGUUGCCACUACUCUUUGCCUGUCAGCAUUUGCUGCCUGAGGCAGCUGCCUCGCUCUGCCUAAUAGUAGGGCUGGCUCUGAUCUGAUCAAUUUGUCAGCCAAUGUUGUUGGGACUACAAUUCUCGGUCAGUUCAAGCACAACCCUUGUUCAAGUUAGAUCUUUAAACUUACAGGUAGGUGAACAAACUGUGAGCAGCGGUGUCCCUAAGGAUCUGUAUUGAGUCCAGUUAUUAUUUAUGUAACUUACCAAUGAACAAUUUGGAGUCAAGAUUUUCCAUAAUGGAAUCAAAAACAGUGACACAGACAUGAUAGAUCCCAAAAUGGAUUACAGAGAUAGUUCCCCCGCCCCGCAGUUGUGCAAAUAUCAGUAGCAAAUUAGAAGAUCACAGCAUAGCACCAGGGACCUAGCUAUAAUCACCAAGGCAGCUUGUGGUUAAAAGGCAAUGUUUGCAAUUCUCUACUAAUGGCUUCCUGUGCUUUGCAGGUGUGUGUAGAAUGCCAAAAGGCAGGCAUGCAGAUACAUCUGGCUUCCUGUAAUGGUAAGUGAAAUUAAAGGUGCCACCAGACCUCUUUAUUCCCCCAUUGAUUUCCCGUUGGUUGUUUUUAAAGUGAAGUUGCACGUAUAUAAAGAAAGAAGGUGUGCUAUGUUGUGUUCUGACGUAUCUUUAUAUUGCAUGGUUGUUAUAAUAUAGAAAGAUUAAAAUCAAUAUAUUUAAAAGGCAGCUUGUCCCAACGCACACGUUACCCAGAAGCAAGCCUGGGCUUGCCACCAGCUGUACACUCAGGCAGGGAGCGGCCGAUUGCAACCCCUGGAAAGUAUUCUGAGAUGUGCAUCUGGUGUACUUUCUGUUUUCUGUAGGAGUCCUUGAGCUGUCUCUUUCUCGAUCAGCCACUUCAGCCUGCAUGACUGAGGGCCAAACUAGAGGAGGCAACAGAGAUUUGUGAUUGGGUCUCCUGUUUUCGUUUCUCUACAUUUUUGUAAAAAGCAGCAAUGGGGGUACCCAAUUCACAUCAAAAACAUAGUAUGGUAGUAGCGCUCCCUAUGGGAGCAAAUGACAUUGGGGGGGUUGUUGGGGGGAAAGUGCAGGGGAAAUGGCCAUUCCUGGCGCUCUAAUUCUGCUCUGAAUAGCUAUGGGAAGGAACCAGUUUUUACAGAAAUAUAAAGAAAUGGGAAAUCCAUCCACAGCUCUGUCAUCAUCCUGACAUAGGCCACAUCCAUACCAUGCAUUUACAGCACAUUGCUUCCCUCAAGGAAUUUUGUGCCCUGUAGUUUACCCUUCAGAGCUGCAAUUCAUAGAAUCGUAGAAUUGUAGAUCAUCUAGUCCAACCCUCUGCAAUGUAGGGAUAUGCAGCUGUCCCAUACGGGGAUCGGACGUGCAACCUUGACAUUAUCUGCACCUCACUCUGACCAACUGAGUUAUCCAUUCCUAGCACCAUAACAAAUCACCAUUGCCAGAAUAAUUUAGGGGAAGGUUUAAAGGUUUGGUGUGGAUGUGGCCAGAGUUAGGCCCUAAGACCCAAAGAUCAGAAGUGCAUGCUCCCCUCUUGACUUGCCACUGAAUAUGUGAACUGACUCAGUUGAGGAAGCCUUGCAUACAAAAUGAGAGGUAAAUCCUGUUUGCAGUGGUUUUGAGGGGGGGGGGUCUUCCUCACACAUGCAGGUCACCCCUCAAGGAACAUGCGCCUGUAGAAUCAGACCUCACCCAUAUCCAUUUAUUUCCUCCUUUCCAUUUAGCCGGUGUUUUACAGACCUUGAGGUCCUGUGGCCUUCUCCAUCAUCUUCCCCCACAGCAGAUUUUUGUCACUGUUCACGAUGCGGUUUCCAACCUUCAGCAGACUAUGGUAAGAGGCUGAGGGUGCAGACAGACAAUAGGUGAGCCUUUGCUCUUGCUGGUUGCAAUCCUGGCCCCUCUGGAACCAGCUUUGCAGCCCUGGGGAGGACAGGGCCUUACUUGGGAAAUAGCUCUGUUUUCCCCAACAGCAAUUGUGGGGUCAUGGCUGUACCCAUUGAGACUGAAAGUAUAAACUCUUAUCAUUGAAAUAUUCCCAAGGGAAAAAGCUUUUUCUUAAUGUCCAGCCUAGCCCUCUCUCUGGCAUGGCCAUUUUCUAUGUGCAGGGAUAUUAUUUUUCUAUGUGGGAGCAUUCCAUCAAUUGAACCCCCACCUAAAUGGACUAAUCCAGACACAGAUUCACCACUUCAGCUGCCAGGUGAAGGAACUGGGCCUUCCGUUGCGGGCUUCAAUGGAGGUUUAUUGUGGAAUCAGUGCUGUCCACGUAUGCAAGUUUCCCACACUAUCCACAUGGCCUUCCCAUCAUCAAUACCUGUACUGUUUUUAAACAUUUAAUCUGGAUUUUUCUCUGACUGCAGGAAAUUUGUUAAGUAACAAUAACCCAUUAUAAAUCUACAGUCACCACUGGUGUGGAAGCCCAUCAAUGAAUUCCCUGCAAUAAAAAUGUGUCUAGGGUGAUGUUGGGGUGGGGAGUCUCUAUUGCCAUACACCUACAGCUAUUUGCUCCUCACCUGAGCACAACCUACCCACUUUCUUUCUAGUGGCCAAAAUGAUAUUUGUAUGCCUAUUUUCAACCAUUUUCAUGAAGGCAUGUUGGAAUUUCAACAACCCAGUUUACAGCAGCUAUUCUCAAGAUCCCCCAAAAAGAUAUCAUGGUGUGUGGGGGGGAUUACCUGGGAGUCUGUAUUAUCAGGCAUUUAAAAAUUACUGUUUCAAACAGUGAGGUCUUAGGUAAGACCUCCUUAUUAGAGUAUCAGUAUAGCUAAAAUGUCACUAUUGUGCAAGACAUGGGUAAUAAUUUUUUUAAACCCACCAAAAUGGAAAUGGGGCCCAGCCACCUCAUCCCCCAAACACAAACCUCCAUUGUGAAACAUAGUAACUAAGGGCCAGGAAUACUUGCUUGUAUUUUUUAUGUACACAUGCGAAGAAUCUGAAAAGAUAGUGAAGCAUUUGGGGGGGGGGCAGAACCAGCAGUGCAGAAACAUUUCUUCAGUGAGUGCCCAUGGGUGUGGGCAGGAAGCAAUGGAACACUUAUGAAAAGUAGAAGAAAAAAUACAGAAUUGUGGCAACCACAAAAUGAAAAAACAACAACCCACGUCUCAGCCACCCACUUAGUAGAUAUUGCACCAAGGCAGAUGCACACCCUUUUCAGAGGAAAGUGGCUUUGGCUGGUUGACAGCUUGCUUUUUGUUUUGCAAGCUAUUUGUUACGAGGUACCUCUUGUAGCCGGCUCCCUCGGCCAAUAAAGCGAGACGAGCACCGCAAUCCCAGAGUGGGUCACGACUGGACCUAAUGGUCAGGGGUCCUUUUACCUUUACCUCUUGUAGUAGCGUAUAAAACAUGAGAGUUCUUUCUGGUCCCCAUGCAAUCCCACAUAUGGGCUCUGUGUCUGUGUGGAGCUGGAGCCUUCCGUAACAGGAGCAGCCAAGAGGGGGGGUCCUCCAGCUGUUGCUGGACUACAUAAUUCCUGACUGUGGGACAUUCUGGUAGUGGGUGAUAGGAGCUGUAGUCCACAUCAGGACAGCACACUGGCUAUCCCCGUUCUACAGAAAUAGCAAGGGAGCUGGUGGUCUUUUUUCCAUUCCUAAAGAGCAUACACUGAGAAGUGUGUGGGUGCCUUCCCAUUUCAGUCUCUUUCAAUCCAUGCGUUACAGGAGGGAUAAGAACAGCCUCUAUAAAGUCUGCUGCUCACUGCUUCACAAUACCAUUAAUACAGCAUGUUUAAGGUGUCCAAGGCACUUGACAUACAUUAUCCCAAUCCUUUCUGCAGCCAUCAUGCACCUAUAUUGCAGAUAGGGGCUAAGGCAGAGAGACUAGUGAGCAAGGGUGCCUGGGAGAGUCCUGUUACACAGCAUACAGCUUCAUACAGAAUUCUUUCUUUUUUUCUUUCCCUGCUCAGGAAAGUAUGGAGAUGAAGGACCCAACCAUCUGGGUGUAACUGCCUCUGCAUCAAAUCAAUCCAUGCGUACCAGGACAAGGACUAGCUGAGAUCACAGAAAUGCUAGAGGCAGCUGGCUGCCUUGGAAACCAACAAGGCCCUGUCUGCUAUAAUGGAGGGCUGUCCUAUCAGGAAUGGACAGAGAGACGGAAGAGAAAGGAGGCAGCAGGACAAGACAGAAGCUCCUUCUCUUGCCAAGACCUCUUUGGCCAGUUGUGGUCUGUAUUCAUCUACCACCACACUAAAGGAGGGUUUGAUUUGCACUCAAUCCUAUUCGAUCUCCAUCUCUUCUGGGCCCUUGUCAAAAAGUUUCGAUACACCAACAACCAGAGAUAAAUUUUUUUGUUGAAAAAACCAACACAAAAAACCUUUAUUCCCUUCCCCAAAUCGUUUCCUUUAUACAGGAAAAAAACGUUUGAAGUAAUCACAGGUAAAGUCAUUGCCAACAGGAAAGGGACAGUAAGCUCGUAAGAUGAAAGGAAAGGAGCAGCCGCAAAACAGCAGGUGGCAUCCAGCUAUGUUUUACUCAAGAGUACACCCAUGGAAAUUUAUGGAUCUAACUUCAUCAUGUUCUUUAACUUCAGUGAGUCUGCUCUGAGCAAAGGUUAGUGGACUUCUACUCAAUGUGAGUGAAAGGGCUGUGCAGCCUGGAAUGAGAGGUCUCAUUAUAGCUGCAGCAGCCCCCACGGCUGGAUGCAAACAGGACAGGAGGAUGGGGAGGUUGGAAGAUAUUAUUUCAUGCAAAGGCUAACACACACACCCCGCUGCUGCUGCUGCCACCACCACCACUGAAGAACUUGCUUGCCAAAUCUAUAGCUAGCCACCCUAAAGACUGAUAAACUGCCUUUCCCUCCUCAUGUGGUUGGGCAGUAAGGCAACACUGCAGGGCUGUUGGGAGAAAGUCAGAAAUGGGGAUGAUGUUCACCUCCUGGGCAGCUUCCCUCACUGAGGAGGGUUUCUGCUUUUAGUUUUAAUUCUCUUUCACAUCAGUAUAGUUGACUCUUCAGCCUAGUAUCAUGAUCUGAAUUCAUACCGUGUGUACCAAACUAAGCAUUUGCUUGUUUAGGCUGAAUUAGGAACAGGCUGUAAGCUUUCCAGUAAUAGUUCCAAAUCAAUAUGUCAACAUUUUGAAAAUAACUCUUGCUGUAUUUGAAAGUGUUGUGGGGUGGGGGAAUCUGUAGGGGUUGAAUCACUCCCUCACUUAAUAAAUAAAUAAAUAAAGUGGCAUGACAGCAAGAGAGAGGACCCAUCUUAUUUACAUAUCAAUAUGUAGGCUAAAACUAAAGGGGCUUCACCUGCCCUACUUUACAUAGGGAGAGCAAGUGAAAGAUUCAGUGCCUUACCUUUUAGCAUGUGAUUCUGCUGAAUGGAUAAACAGAGAUGAGAGACUUGCUUCUGAGUCAACAAUUGUGCUGUAAGUCCCACUAUGCUCAACAGGGCUUACUUCAGUUUUGAAUGGGACUUCAGCAGCCUCUGUUACAGCCAACUGACCAAUCUAGCAAAUGCCUUAUUUGAGACCCAGUUCUAUACCAAUCUUUUUGAAACUGUGAUCU
Messenger RNA from Podarcis lilfordi (Lilford's wall lizard), 25589 nucleotides. The record is from the annotation of a GenBank genome assembly. Lineage: Eukaryota; Metazoa; Chordata; Lepidosauria; Squamata; Lacertidae.